Asparagus officinalis (garden asparagus) is the source of this 1521-nucleotide messenger RNA. Its product is annotated as pentatricopeptide repeat-containing protein At2g30780. The transcript has 2 exons. The record is from RefSeq and is a predicted model, not a curated record. Gene Ontology annotation, molecular function: protein binding; mRNA binding. The annotation marks the transcript as partial. NCBI's taxonomy places the organism in Eukaryota, Viridiplantae, Streptophyta, Magnoliopsida, Asparagales, Asparagaceae.
ACACCAGACCGCAUCCGCGAUCGCAUCCAUUUACUAACGGAGAAGCCUACCUCUCUUAUUUCUGACGGCGAUCUAGAUGAUAUCAAAGCUAGGGUUUCGUCUAUUGCGGACGAGAUAUUAACGCUUGAGGAUGUUGAGCGUGUUGCUGGAGUUCUUGAUGCGAGAUCUGUUGUCGAUUUGCUUCGGAGGUCGCCUAAUGGCUCUGCGUCUGUUGAGUUGCUCUCUCGUCUCAAGGCCAAGCCUCAUUUUGCUUUGGAGGUUUUUAACUGGAGGAGGAGACAAGCAGACGCUGAGAUUCCAUUGCAAGCAGAAGAGUAUUCGAAAGCUAUUACACUUGCUGGUAGGACCAAAGAUAUAGACCUUGCCGUAGGUCUCUUCUGUGAUGCUGCUAGGACCCUUGGAUUUCAAAGCACUUGCGUCUAUAAUUCCUUAAUCUCAGCUUACAUGUACAAUGGGUAUACCAAGAAGGCUAUCUCAGUCUUCGGGGACCUGGAGAGGGACCCAAAUUGUAAGCCGAGCAUUGUCACCUAUAAUAUUCUUCUUUCGGUCUUUGGCCGGUCAAUGUUGGUUAACCAUAUGGAGGCUAUACUCAAGACCAUCGACCAGUCUGAUGAUCUCUCACCAACAUUGACCACUUAUAAUACUGUCAUUGCUGGUUACGUUACGGCUUGGAUGUGGGGUAGGAUGGAGAGCACUUUUCAUAGAAUGGAGACUGGAACUGUCAAGCCGGAUGCUUCCACUUAUCUGUUGAUGCUUCGAGGCUAUGCUCAUUCUGGUAACAUUGAAAGAAUGGAAAGUACUUACGAGCUAGUGAAAGAAAUGGUAAAUAAUCAUGAGAUUUGUCUAAUUCAAGCAAUGAUAUGUGCUUAUUGUAAAAGCUCUGAUCCUGAUCGAGUUAGGAAGAUUGAAAAUUUGAUGAAGUUCAUCCCAGAUGGGGAAUAUAGGCCGUGGCUUAACAUUCUUUUGAUUAGGCUUUAUGCUCAAGAGGGCUUGCUUGAAUCCAUGGAUAAGUCCAUACUGGAAGCAUUCAAGAGGAAUACGAUAGUCACAACUACGGGCACUAUGCGCUCAAUCAUCUCAAGUUACUUCCGAUGUGAUGCAGUGGAUCAGCUUGUAGGGUUCAUACGUAAUGCUGAGUAUGCUGGGUGGAGGCUCUGCCGGUCACUUUAUCAUUGUAAGAUGGUGAUGUACGGGCAGCAUAAUAGGCUGGAAGAAAUGCAUGCGGUUCUUGAUGAGAUGGAGGCUUACAAGUUUAACCCCACAAAGAAGACUUUCUUGAUUAUGUUCAAGGCAUAUUGGAAGAUUGGGAGAAAGUCCGAAGCAGAGUCAAUUCUUGGCAUUAUGUGGAAGCAUGGUUUUUGUACUACAGAGGAUUCUUUCGUUUUCUAAUAUUCUCUGAGAUUUUGAUGGAAACAUAUCAACUGCAUUCAGUAUUAGUGGAUUGUUGAGGAGUAUCCGAGCUCUUUAUCUUUAUGUAAUUGCUCGGUAAGUUUCAAGCUUUGAGUUUCACCAAACAUUUUA